Cucurbitaria berberidis CBS 394.84 is the source of this 1461-nucleotide messenger RNA. RefSeq lists its product as uncharacterized. The coding region runs from base 1 to 1461 and encodes 486 amino acids. NCBI's taxonomy places the organism in Eukaryota, Fungi, Ascomycota, Dothideomycetes, Pleosporales, Cucurbitariaceae. Gene Ontology annotation, molecular function: protein binding. The transcript is spliced from 2 exons. The record is from RefSeq and is a predicted model, not a curated record.
AUGGCGAAAGCUCUCCCUUCUGGCCCUACCAGCCUCGCGACUUUACCAAACGAGUUACUUGACGAGGUUGUGAGCCACCUGGACCGGCCGUCCCUUCUCGCACUCGCCUUGACCUGCAAGCAAACCAAAAUUUCCUCGACUGAGAAGCUAUACCGGACUUACGUCAACCACGAACCACCUUCCAAGGCACCCUUCCACCUCUUUCUGCGAACGAUCUGCGAGCGCCCUGAGCUCGCAGACAAGGUGAGAGAGGUCGACAUUCGAGGUUGGCGAUCGGAGUAUGAGGUGGCGACAGGAGCUGCAUGGAGGGGUUUAACGGUCGAGAGCAAGAAGGAUAACAUCCAGAAAGUGCGGACCGGCCCAUACUAUCUAAAUGUAGACAAGGUCGUACGCGUGUCGAAUGCGGAUAGGUUCAAGAUCUUCACCGAAGCUGCUGUCAAGGCCGGAGUGAUCGCAAAAAUCGAGUCGUAUGCUGUGCCAGCACUGAAGUCAAGUGUGGUGUGGUAUACGUCGAUGAAAGAGGAUAAGGACUUCUUGCGACUCCUGGGACGCGGGGUGGAGGACGCCCAAGUCGUUCUUAUGUUAUCGCUCCUACCAAAACUUGAAGCUCUUCGAGUCGACGGAAUUAGCCCGUAUCCUGUCCUCGACUGGCAUCAUUUCCUCUCCCGCUCUACCACUGCGCCUCGAGCCCUCCGAUGUCUGCAAGUCCGCGGAUCGAUUACGAAAGCCGCCGAACCAGUUGUAAAGACUAGUUUGCAGGUAUUGGAUAUUCUUCCGAACCUUCAAGAUUUGCAGCUGUUUGACAUCGCUAUUGGAGGGCAUCAGUUCACCGUCAAUAUCCUUCCAUCAAAGAAGCUAAGCUCCGUGGUCCUCUCCGUUUCCGCGGUUAGCCUUCGACUACUUCGUAAGCUAUUAGAUGGGCAGCAACUUACCCACUUCACAUACUUGCCUGGCUGUCGGCAGGUUCAUACUACCAAAUUAGCGGCCUUUUCAGCAGAGGAUAUUCUAACACGACUCGCUUCUUCAAAGACGACCCUCAAGCAAUUAGCGUUUUUCCCAAUCGGAUCUCCCAACGAGCCAUCAUCGCUAAAGACGUUCAGCCAUCUCACCGACUUAGAGACGCCUCAACCAGGAUUGCUGAACGUCUCUCCCGCUGAAGCGGACGAAGAGGUAUUAGCGUCUGCUCUUUGUGCAGAAAUCCCGAGCACCGUGGUCACGCUAUCUCUUCGUUACGUUAUUUACGAUGCACAGGCUAAAGGAAUCCUGAAGCAACUGGCUCGGCUCAAGACCCAAGGCGAGUUUCCGGACCUCAGACUCGUUCGCCUGAGCUUUCUCCGGUCCAUGCCAUUCUACGCGUUCGGCUGGCCGCCACUGCCUGAUCCAGAACACCAGGUUCGCCACGACCUUGGCAAGAUCUAUCGCGAGGCAGGACUUGAUGUGUUGGUAUUUCAGGCCGACUGA